Ylistrum balloti is the source of this 897-nucleotide messenger RNA. Its product is annotated as protein rolling stone-like. The record is from RefSeq and is a predicted model, not a curated record. The transcript is spliced from 2 exons. Gene Ontology annotation, cellular component: membrane. NCBI's taxonomy places the organism in Eukaryota, Metazoa, Mollusca, Bivalvia, Pectinida, Pectinidae. Bases 1 to 897 code for a protein of 298 amino acids.
AUGUGUGAUAUCUUGAAGCGUGAAUUCUCUUGGAAUAAUUUCCGACUUUUUCAUCAAAACAAGACCGAUUUUUACACAUUUCAGUGGCGAUGGCAUCCCCACAUAUUUUUGAUAUAUAGAUCCAUGAUAGCAGCGUACUCGAUUGGAUCUCUAUCAGCAGUAUUGGUGGAAGGUGGAGGUCCCCACAUUAUGGUCUACCUCACAAUAUGGACAUACCUCACCUUGACAUUACAUUUCCUAACAGCCGCCAUAUUGGCGUUUGUGUGUCACUGCACACGUUGUGGUGACGAUCAAACAAAUAGUAUUGUAUUAACACAGGUUCAAAGUGAACCCAUUAAAGCAGUGAACGGUUCCUUCCAAACCGACGAUGGCCGGAAGAUGUCGAAGAGCAAUAUUGACGAUUCGUCAACAGCAGAUCAAGAGACCGGACACAAUUCUGAUGAAUCUGCUCAAUCCUUGCCGUGGUAUUUCCAGGGUUGUUGGUUGGUGUCGAUCGUUGCCCACCACUUCACCUUGGUGGUAACAUUAGUAUAUUUCACGGCUUUAUUUCCGUUCAUGGGUAUCCAGGGUAUAGCUAUAAAUGAUAUCAACAUGCAUGGAAUCAGUUCGGUUUUGGUUCUUAUAGACGUUGCUGUUGGUGCUCGUCCUGUACGGUUACUGCACGUCAUCUACCCUAUCGUGUUCGGUAUCACAUACGUAACGUUCAGUGCCAUAUAUUGGAGUCGAGACACUGUCAACAACGUCGUGUACAACAUUCUUGACUGGAAUAAUCCUGGACUGGCGGUAGGCGUGGUUGUCGGACUUGCAUUCGUCGUGAUCCCACUAAUACAGCUGCUUCACUUCGGCUUGUAUCGCCUUCGGCUACGCUUGUAUGACCAUAUAUAUCUGACAAAGUGA